Andrographis paniculata is the source of this 2352-nucleotide messenger RNA. Its product is annotated as nicastrin. The transcript is spliced from 16 exons. Lineage: Eukaryota; Viridiplantae; Streptophyta; Magnoliopsida; Lamiales; Acanthaceae. The record is from RefSeq and is a predicted model, not a curated record. Bases 180 to 2186 code for a protein of 668 amino acids. Gene Ontology annotation, cellular component: membrane. Gene Ontology annotation, biological process: protein processing.
UGUUAAUCGAUACACGAAAAUAAAUAAUGUCAAGUCGUAGUGUGACGGAUUAAAAUUAUAUCAAAAUUUGAUUCGAAGUGAAAAAGGUGGAACUGAUUCAUCUGAUGAGUAGUGGAGCUUCCAUGGCCAUGGCUUAGGGUUUCUAGAUUUGUACAACGGCAAUUGCUGUCUGCUACGCCAUGGGCUCCAAGCGCAAGCUCCUGCUGCAAUUAACUGUCCUCUUCUUCCUCGAUAGCUUUCGUCUGUCUUUCUCAGUUUCAGAGGGGACAAAUUCAUUUGAGUCAGUUCCUGAUCUUGAGAAAUCUAUGUACACACAAGUUGAAGGCUUCCCAUGUGUACGCCUGCUCAACCUUUCAGGAGAAAUUGGUUGUUCAAACCAUGGCCGUGGGAAAGUUGUAGCCCAAAUUGUCAAAUUUGAUAGCAUAAAGGAGUUGGUUGGAUCAGCUGCAAUCCUGGUUUCUGUGGGAGAUUUUGAAAGCUUACUUUCAAGGAUUACAGAAGAUUCAGGUUUUGCUGCAAAAGUUGCUGGUAUUUUGGUUGAAUCAGGAAGCGAGGUUCAAAAUGCUGUGAAGGGAUUUUCUCCAGAUGUAAAGUUUCCCCAAGCAGAGUUUGCUCCAUACAACAGCAAUAAUUUUGAGUGGAACCCAUCUGGGUCUGGAAGCAUGUGGAAAGCUUAUAAUAUUCCCAUUUUUUUACUCUCUCAGAAUAGCACAUCAAUCUUAAGAGAGGUUGCUUCAAAGAAAGUAGAAAGUACAAGGUCCUAUACUAAAAAUGUUGCCGAGUUUGAUCUAGUGAUGCAGACCACAAAGUCUGGUACUCAUGAUUCACACUCUUGUUUAAAAGAAAGAACUUGCCUUCCUCUUGGUGGAUACAGUGUCUGGUCAGCACUUCCACCAAUUAAUAAUUUGACUUCACCAAAGGAAAAACCAAUUUUAUUGGCAAUGACAUCUAUGGAUUCAGCAUCAUUUUUCCGUGACAAAAGCCUUGGUGCACAGUCUCCUAUAUCAGGGUUGAUUGCAUUGCUUGCUGUAGCUGAUGCACUUUCUCAUCUUAAAGAUUUGGAUAAACUUAACAAACAGCUUGUUUUUGUGGUCCUCACUGGAGAAGCCUGGGGUUAUCUUGGAAGCCAGAGAUUCCUUCUGGAAUCUGAUCAGCAAUCAGACACCAUUAAAGGGAUUAACUUGUCUAAGAUUGAAACGGUGGUGGAAAUUGGAUCAGUUGGAAAGAGCUCUGUUCAUGGCACCAGAACAUUUUUUACUCAUACUACAGAGAAAAGCUCAGCAGAUGUAACCUUUGAGGCACUACAAAGUGCGCAGGACUCAUUGAAAACAGAUAAUAUCGUACUCAAACCCGCCAGCAGAUCAAAUCCUGGAGUGCCUCCAUCCUCAUUGAUGACAUUUAUGAGAAAGAGACCUCAGAUUUCUGGCGUUGUCUUGGAAGAUUUUGAUUCUACUUUUAGCAACAAUUUCUACCACAGUCAUCUUGAUGAACAAUCAAAUGUGAACUCUUCAUCUAUUGUAGCAGCUGCUUCUCUUGUUGCCCGUGCUCUAUACAUUCUUGCAGGUGGGAAUGAUCCUUCUGUAAUGAAAAGCAUAAAAAUCAAUUCCACUUUAGUGGAGGAGCUUCUCGGUUGCCUAUUAAAUUGUGAACCUGGCUUAUCGUGUGGGCUGGUGAAGCACUAUAUUUCACCCUCAACAACUUGCCCAAGUCAUUACGUAGGAGUUCUUUUGGGAGAACCUUCUUCUGCACUAUACCCACCUUAUGCUGGGGACAUUUCGAGGUUUGUAUGGAACUUCUUGGCAGACAAGACGUCCAUCCCAUCAAAAAACGCUAGCUCUUCAUGCCCAAAGGACUGCAGCAGUGUUGGUGAACUGUGUGUUGGAGCAGAGCUUGAUGGGAAAGGUGUCUGUGUUAUCUCUACAACCAGAUAUGUUCCUGCAUACUCAACUCGGCUGAAGUAUGAAUCGGGAGGCUGGACUGUGCUUCCCAUAGGCAAUGCUUCGAAUGUUGAGGACCCCGUUUGGACGGAGAGCAACUGGGAUGCAAUAAAUGUGAGGAUAUACACAAUCCAGAGCACCACGUACGACCACCUGAUAUUGGCAUUGGGUAUUGGUGUCACAGUUAUAUCCUACAUUUUGAUAGAAGCAGGUAGAACGAUGAUCAGAAAAGCCCUGAAGCAGGACUGAUGGACAUCCUUAUUUUUGUCUUGAAAUCGCCCCUGAGAUUCUUUGACCUAACUACCAUAUCAAUUAUCCUCAUAACUAUGGGUAGAUAUCCAAUUGCAGGAAUUUGUAAAGAAACAAGGAUCCAUCUAUGGCAACAUUCAAGUUCCACAACUGUGGUUAGAUCUCA